CCAUUUAACCCCCUUUGCUAUUACUCUACACAACUUCUCUUCUUUCUUCAUACUAAAAAUAUCCUCUAUUUGCUUACUGUUUCUUGAUUUAGACCACUCUUAAGUCAUCCAUUUUGUAACUUUUGACUUGUUUUAGGUUCUUAGUACUUGUAAAAAUUUAAUUUUUUUGAGUUAUUUACUAGUGUGUCUGGUGGGGGUGUUGGCAAGAAAAAUAGUGCUGAACCUUAUUUUUACAAGGAAGAUGAUCUUGUUGUUCCAAGAAUACACUUUGUGGAAAUUUAUUGUAAUUCUUGAGACAAAGUUUAGUGUUGCUAAAAGCUUUUAUUUUUGGAUUUUCCAAAUUUUCAAUAGAUAUAGCUGUGGCACUUAGUUAAGUGGAAAAUAUUGCUUCUGGACAUUUCUUGAAAUCUUGAGUCUGCUCUAUUGUACAAUAUAUCAUUGUCGUCCGGCCUUUCUCUGAACAUCACACAUAGCGGAAGUGUUACUGGGCUGCCCCUUUUUUUUUUUUUCUGCCUGCUUUUUGUAUAGCUAGUUUUGGAGAAAUUUCUUGUGUGUGUGUUUUUGGGAUAUUAUUACUUCAUGGCAGGAACAUCACUGCCUCCGGGAUUUCGAUUCCAUCCAACUGAUGAGGAAUUGGUUGGAUAUUACCUGAAAAGGAAAACUGAUGGACUUGAAAUUGAAUUGGAAGUUAUUCCAGUCAUUGAUUUGUACAAAUUUGAUCCAUGGGAGCUUCCAGAGAAAUCUUUCUUACCUAAGCGUGACCUCGAGUGGUUCUUCUUCUGUCCUCGGGACAAGAAGUAUCCGAAUGGCUCAAGAACUAAUCGAGCUACUAAGUCUGGAUACUGGAAAGCAACAGGGAAAGACAGGAAAGUUGUGUGUCAUCCAGAAGUUGUUGGCUACCGCAAAACAUUGGUUUUCUAUCGUGGAAGAGCUCCACUCGGUGAUAGAACAGAUUGGGUAAUGCACGAGUAUCGCCUCUGUGAUGAUGCUACUCAGGGCACUCCAAGUUUUCAGGGGCCUUUUGCUCUUUGUCGCGUCAUAAAGAGAAACGAUGUUUCACUGAAGACGAAAGAUGUUCAGGGAGUUAAGCAGGUUGGAUGUAGUUCAACAGCUGGAAGAUUCACCUCAGUAAAUGAACCAAUUGCUCUCUCUGAUGAAACGCCAACUCAAAGCACAUACAUGAGCAACGACAGCAAUUACUCGACUCCUAUCACUUCUCCAUAUCAGACAACACAACUAGGGGAUUAUGAGUCUGCAAUAGCGGCCAACUCUGCAAACCUCUGGAUGCCCCCUUCUAUGAUUCUUGAUUCAUCGAAGGAAUGUCCUCAGGGACAGAAUGCAUCUAGUUACUGUCCACAGUAUGACUUCCCGAACAUGACUCCGUGGCAGCCUAAUGAGUUCACAUCAAAUUCAACUUUCCCGGAUUUUAGAGGGGAAGUUGAACUUUCUGGUGACUUAAGUAACUUUGGCUGCAUGUCCCCGUACUCGAUUCAUGGAAGUUACAUGGGGUUUUACGGCAACGAGGACACGGCAUAUGAAGGUUUCGAUCAGAACAACUCAUACAGGAAUCCAAAUCACUUCUGAAGAUGAGAAGGCAACACCUAUAUAGUGGAUUUUGGGAGUUUUUUAAUUGGUAAUAUGAGUAUUAUGAUGUAAAAAUCUUCUAUGAAGGAAGAGCUCAAUGCAACUAAGUUUGUUUUCGAAAUAACUUAAAAAAGUUUUUCUCUGAGACAAUGGUUUUUAAUGUUUGUCUUAGAGUCAUUCAACUUUACAACAUAUUUGAGUCUAGUCCCCCGAAACAAUUCUAAGCACAACGUUUCACAUUGUUACCGAAGAAUGAAGUACCUAGUAGCUGUCGAUAAAGGAAAGAAGACUUCCAUCUCCAAGUUGAAUUCAGACGCAGCUCCCUUCUUUUUUGGGGGGUGUGAAGCAGUGUCAAACUAAAAUAGCCAACACGCAUUAGCUCUCUCUGAGAUGGAGGUGAUCUAGCCGCACCUUCCAGUACAGCUACUUUGUUACGACUUCACUCCAGUAUAAAUUAUCAGAGUAUUUCUUGUAAAAGUAAUGUUUGAGCUACUUUAAUUUGCAAGUUUGAAAUGCAUUGUUUGUACUUUGAAUUACUUUAUCACAUAUCUAAUGAUGUUUAAUACUAAAAUCUCCUUCUAAAGUCUAAAGCAACUAUUGAAUGGUUGCAAUGUCAAACACUUAUAUAAUGUAUCUUCUUAUC
This is a messenger RNA of Capsicum annuum, 2227 nucleotides long. Its product is annotated as NAC domain-containing protein 71. Lineage: Eukaryota; Viridiplantae; Streptophyta; Magnoliopsida; Solanales; Solanaceae. Gene Ontology annotation, biological process: regulation of DNA-templated transcription. The coding region runs from base 580 to 1584 and encodes 334 amino acids. Gene Ontology annotation, molecular function: DNA binding. The transcript is spliced from 4 exons. The record is from RefSeq and is a predicted model, not a curated record.